Paramecium tetraurelia is the source of this 888-nucleotide messenger RNA. RefSeq lists its product as uncharacterized. Gene Ontology annotation, molecular function: RNA binding. Gene Ontology annotation, cellular component: nucleus. Lineage: Eukaryota; Ciliophora; Oligohymenophorea; Peniculida; Parameciidae. The record is from RefSeq and is a predicted model, not a curated record. The transcript is spliced from 6 exons.
AUGCUUCACCUACUAAUAGGGAAUAAAUAAAUCUAAUUAUUCAGUGAUCAGAAGGUGAAAUAGAGAAUAAGUGCUAUGUUGAAAUAGAAAAGUAGACAAUAUCCACAUUAAUAUUUGACAGUUGAAUUGUCAAGUGAAGACAAUUAUGAAAUUGAACUUGAUUAAGAUGAUAUUAAAUAAGUUUGUGAAAAUUUUGGAGAAGUUAAAUAAGUCUAUACAAAAGUCAAUGGUGCGAUCAUAAUUAAAUUCAAUUCAGUUUUCGAUGCUUUCAUAGUUUACAAACUAUUAAAUAAACAUUAAAUCAAAGAAUUAGAUGUCACUAUAAAAAUAGAAUUCACUAGUCAAUAGGAUCUAUUAGAAAUUAUGGAAUUCCAAGAUUCAAAUCAAUAAAAGUUUACUUGUAGAUAUGAUGUAUAAAUCGAUAAUGACAAAGAUUUUCAAGUUGCUCGUAAGAUUAUAGGUAUUGAAUUGGAAUCUAUUUUAGGUGCAAAAGGAUGCAACAUGAAAAAGAUAAUUGAUUAAUAUUUGGUUAAAUUAAGAUUAAGAGGAAGAGGAUCAGGGUACAAGGAAGGACCAGAAAAAAGAGAAUCUCAGGAACCUUUACAUUUAUGUGUAUCCUCUAAACAUAAUCAUCUCUUUCUUAGAGCUUGUCAAUUAGUAGAACAAUUAUUGAUCAAAAUUUAUGAUGAAUAUAAAAUGUUCGGAUUAAGCAAAGGAAAGAAAUCAUUCAAUUUUGGUAUUAAAAAGGUGUAAUAACCAUUAAAAUCUGUAAUAAAACCUAAUUUCAUGCCUGAGUUACCAAACUUCAAUUUUUCAAAUAAUCAAUUCAUUGAUUUUAAUAAUGAAAACAUUAUGGGUUAUUCAAAUUUACCUAAUUAAUUAAUGUGA